AUGAAGCUGGACGAUGUAGAGUGGUCAAAUAAUGUUGUCUUCUUGAUUCACAAUUCCCCCCGUGCGAUUCUUCGCUGCCAUGAUAAUUUCUGGUGUGGACUCGCGGAAAUCCAGCUGGCGAAUUAUGAGAACGCGGAGAUGCGACUCGAACAAGUGGCGAAAGAAGAUCCUAACUAUUUGGGAGCGUUGUUUCUUCAGCAGCAACUUUGUCGCACUGAGCCGUCUGAGCGAAACCAGACAAGGUACAAAGAAUUAGACGGAGAAAUAAAAUCUCUCCGAAACGGUGCAUCUUCAAUCGAACUUGAAUUCGCGGCCAUUGCUCAGUACGCUAUUGGAAAGCCCGGAAAAGCGGCAGAAUACCUGGACAAGUCGCUAAAACGACAUGGAAUCGAUCAAAGAACGCUAGCUCUUCGAUGCGCUGUUGAAUCGAAGGCUGACAAGAUGGACAGCCUACUUGAACAGAUUCCUGAAGAUACCAACUGCGCGCUGGGACAAUAUUACCUUGCUGAGAAAUUGCUUCGUGCUCGUCAACACACCAGAGCUCAGACGUUAACUGAAAACAUGUUGCAGGCGAACUCUAGUUGCUCAUUAGCCCAUGUGCAGAUGGUCAAAGCCGCCUUUGGUGUUCAGGACUGGGAUGUCGUUAACUCUUCCUCCUCUUGGUUGAUCUCAGUGAUUCCACAGUUCUGGGACGGAUACAUGUAUCUCGCACUGGAAUCCCUUCUUACCACUGGUUCAGAAACAGCAGCUGCAGACAGACUUGAAUCAAUGCUCUCAAAUGCAGGCGAAACCUUUCCAAAAGCUAUCUCUUUUGCCCGUUUACUUGUGAGAACUGUUGGCCAAAGUAAAGUACUCUCGCCACAAAUUGAAAAGAUGCUUGCCAAGUGUGCAGACUCGGCCGAUGCGAAGACUGUUCGGGGAGACUACUAUCUGCUCAAAGGAAAUGUCAGAAAAGCAAAAGAAUGUUAUAACGAGGCACUGUCUAUGGACUCGGGGAAUCCUGGAGCGUUUGUCGGUGUUGUUUGGUGUUGGCUCAGGCUUGGAGACAGACGACGGGCAAAACAACAAUUGGAUAUGGCGGGAGCAAUUCCAGAAGACAAAAGGAAACAGUUACCAGAACUGCAUCUGCUUGAAGUUGAGCUUGGAAUCGUGGCAAAUAAAUUUGAUGCCCUAAAGACCGCGACAGUUGAGAUAACUAAAAAUCUAGCAGGCCGCGCCUAUGAUCUUUCAUUGCUAGAGGAGCUGAACCCAAACUUAUGUCUCGAGAUUCUCAAGUGCUACAUGAAACUCAUCGAUAAAGAAGAAGUAAGGACUGCAGCGAAGCUUCCCAACCACGUUAAACGAGCAGAACGAUUACUAACCGUUGUCAAAAACGCUGUCGGUGGUCUUACACCUGUCAAAGUUGUCGAUGCAGAGUUCAAAUGUAUGAUUGGAAAGUUUGAAGAUGCUGAGGAAGUGCUGAGGCGAAUGGUGCCGGGAUCUGACGUUUAUCUUCUCCAAGCAAAAGUGGCUAAUGAGCGUGCCGAUCCAGACAGUGCGCGACGUCUAUUAGACUCCGCUUUGGCUGCAGAUUAUAACUUUGGUGAGCACUGCCCUUAUCAGCUUGUGGCCGCGGAGACUGCCAUGCUGAAAAAUAAUUUUGGAGAGGCUAUUAAGCUGCUCAACAAAGCCCUUGCAUCUGGAAAUCUGACAGAGAAUGAGUCCGUCGCUGCGAAUUUGAAGCUUUCAGAAGCAUUUCGUAGAAAUGGCCAAGCGAAUGAAUCUUCGAACGUUAUGGAAAAGAUCGAAAAAGACUUUUCUUCCGCUUCAGCAGUUGCAGCAAAACUUGCCCUUUCAAAAGCCGAACAGUUACUUGACGCGGGUAAUGUUGAAGCUGCUAUCGAUACUUUAGAGAACGUGGCUUACGACACAGCGGGAGCGUUUCAAGCGAAAGCGCGUCUCGCAGAAAUCUAUCUAGUUCAACGCCGUAACGAAGAACGCUAUCUGACUGUAUUCCGGGACAUUUGCCACAAUAGGCCUGGUGAAUUCGAGCCUCUUGUUGCCUUCGCGGAUUCAUUAAUGCGCGUCAAUAGAAUAGACGAUGCAGUAAGAACAUAUGAGGCGGCGUUGAGACUGAAGAAGACUGAUACCGCGCUUCAAGUCAAAAUUGGACAGGCAAUGGCAAUCACUCAUGAUUACUCCGGCGCUAUAUCAUACUACAGGAACGCGAGCCUUGUCUCCAGCGAAUGCGGAGGACUGCGUCUUGAACUCGCAGAUCUUUUUGUGCGACUUGGACAAAUCGAGGAUGCGAUUGCUACCCUGGAAGAAGCGUACGACGACCCAACUAUUGACAAAAUGCUCCAAGCUCGUUGCUACUACAAACACGCGGACAUUCUUGCAGAGGACUAUAAAACCGAUGAAGCUCUUCAAAAAUUGGCAAAAGCAAAGAAUCUUUUAGGGACUUGUGAUUAA
Oikopleura dioica is the source of this 2451-nucleotide messenger RNA. Lineage: Eukaryota; Metazoa; Chordata; Appendicularia; Copelata; Oikopleuridae. The record is from the annotation of a GenBank genome assembly.